AUCUGCCCUCCCCGAGUGAUGUAAACAGACAGUGGGCUAUGGCUAUUUCCUAACUCACUCAGAGAGCCAUUCGAUUCGAUACCAAACAGCAAUCACCUGUUAAUUCAAGUGCAAUUCAAACUAUCUCACGAGUACACUAUAUAGCUAAAGCAUUCAUAUCAUGGUUUAUUGGCUUCCAAGGACGUGGAACAUUUUGUUAUGGCCCAAAAACAGAUUUGCAUGCAAAUAUAUUCUUCCCUGUCAUAAAGUGAGAAUGUCUAAUCCAUGCGGAAGUUGCCUGUUUUGCACGAGCGCCACCUGUAGUGAAUGUGUACAGUGGCUGCCAAAUCAACCAGCAUGUUCAGUGUCUUCUGGAGUGGGGUCAAGGCGGACUGACGUAAGGGCAAAGACAUACAGUAUUUGUAGCACCACAGAAGACAACUUAAAGAUGGCCGUAAAAGGGCUCAUCUCGUUGUGGUUAUUAUUGGCCUUGCAAUUUAAGUCAGGAGAGUGUUAUAGCAACGGGAAAGUGACUCAAGCAUGCGGGGACAUGAUUCCUGAGCAUGGCCACCAUGCUAGCCCCGAAAACUCACCAUAUAACAUCACCCUGGACAAGUACGAAUACAGUGCAGGAAGUCAAAUCAGAGUGACCUUAUCUGUAGUCGUGCCAGGAGGAAGCUAUUUCAAAGGCUUUCUAAUCCAAGCACGAGCACAGGAGAACCCUGAUGGCGGGGCAGUGGGUUCAUUCGACCUGGUUAACUCGAGCAUCUCACAGCUGCUCACAUGUGCUCACACAAAGGGGUCUGCAGUGAGUCACACCAGUGACUCCAAAAAGACAGAAGUCCAAGCCAUCUGGACUGCUCCGGACAAACCUCCAAGCAACAUCCAGUUCAUGUACACAGUGGUACGGAAGUACAAGCUCUACUGGGUGCAGGUAGCAGGGCCUGUUGCCACUCUGAGAGGGGCCACUCCUGGUCCGCCACAUUCCAGCACAACCACAACCACACACAGCACUACCACACCACCAGGAGUGCUGCAAAAUCCGUUCAGUGCAGAGGACUGCGGCAGCAGGAAGACUUGCCUGCGGGACCCUGUGAAUUGUGAUCCCAAGACAGAGCCACAGUGUUUCUUCUUGUCAUUCCGGACUGAGGAACAGAGUGUGCUGUUUGAGCUGAGUGGCCCGGCAGAGGGAUAUGUCUCUUUCGCCCUCUCUCUGGACAAAUGGAUGGGAAAUGAUGAUGUUUAUUUGUGUGUAAGAGAUGGGGACCAAGUGGAGAUUAAUGCCGCCUAUGUGGCUGGACGAACUCAUCCUGAACUGGCAACAGAGAAUGCACUACGAGACACAGCGUGGAGAGUGUCCGACGGCAUCAUCCAAUGCAGCUUCCGUCGAGACCUCCACCUUGAUCGGCUCAACCAGAACCGGUUUAACCUGGACCGGAGCUACUUCCUGUUUAUGGCUAACGGGAAAGCAGAAAACGGUGAGAUUCAUAGGCACAGCCGCCAGCCGUUAAUCUCCACCCAUCAGAAAGUCCUCACCGGCCCGCCCGAGAACCUCAGUGGCUCCCGAUCGCCCCUGCUCAUCAAAUUUCAUGGUGCUUUUAUGCUGGUUGCAUGGAUGACCACAGUUAGCACAGGUGUCAUCUUCGCUCGCUACUUCAAACGUGACUGGUCCGAAACCCCUUUGUUUGGGCAGCGAGUGUGGUUUCAGAUGCAUCGGGUCCUGAUGGUGCUGACGGUGGUGUUGACGUGCGUGGGUUUUGCUCUGCCGUUCGUCUACAGAGGAGGCUGGAGCAAACGAGCCGGAUCCCACCCUUACCUUGGCUGCACUGUCAUGGCCCUGGCCAUCAUCCAGCCAAUCAUGGCUCUCUUCAGGCCAUCUCCAGAUUCCUCCCAACGACCCAUCUUUAAUUGGAUACACUUGAGUGCAGGAACCAUCGCGCAGAUUAUUGCAGUCGCUGCCAUCUUCCUGGGCAUCCACCAGCAGGCCCUGCUUCUGCCAGCGCCGUGGUCCACUGGCCUCCUGGCGGGUUUCGUGGUCUGGGGGGUUUUGGCAGAGCUGGUUUUCGAGCUCCAUAUGAGAGGCUGUCUUGCACCAGCCUUGAAUCACUCCCCUCUAUUUUCCAGGAGCCAAGCUGAAGACAAAGAGCUCAUCUUGCCCACCUCUUCAGAGAGCAAUGAGUUCCAGUUCAGAAGGAUACUUUUUGGGGUCUUCCUCUGUGGAAACCUAGCUUUCCUCUUCACUUUAAUAAGCUUGAUUAUUAAUCUGUGACCCCAGAGAAAUGCUUUACAGGUUGUAGCACAUUUUGCACUCAGGAAGGUAUUUAAAUUUCUGAUGAAUGGGGACACACAAUAUUUUACCAACUAACUAUCUGUUGAAAAGUUUACAUUUUAAACAUCCUUGUACAGAAGUGUCUAUAUUUUAUACAUUCCAGUCUUAAAGAGGGUUGUAGACACCAGUUUUGUUGCACAUUACAAGAGAUAUGGGGAAUAUCACAUUUAUGCUAAAUGUCAGAACAUUUCACAGGAGAAAAUCCAAACUCUUAACUGAAUUUAGCAUAAAUUGAGUAGUUCAUUGCACUCUUGCUGUUAGUAGUUCACUCAUGGUGCCCUUUGAAAACUUCUCGGUUGAAAGAUGUUGUGUUCAGUUGUUUUGAAUCUAACUUGUUCUCUAAAUGAUUGCCAGCUUAUGUUAAGUCAAGUGCUACAUCCUUGUUCCUAAUUUCGAAUGCUAAUUUAUUGAUAUGAUAAAAUGCACCUGUUAAUGCUUGAUUAUUCUCAUUUAAGCACUUGCAGCUCCAUACCAGAUUUGAUUAUUGUAGAGCUACCACUGGCAUGCCACAUCUCCUUAACAUAAUUUUGUAUCUGUGGUUUCUCUUUUAUACUAUGGGUUAUGCUAUACCAUCGGUCAGACAUUGCAAAGAGAUUUUUUGAGAAUGGUGUUAUAAUGCUUGUUUGAGUUUCAGUGGAACUGAAAUGUACUAUAUGAGGUUUUUUAAUCUUCUCUCAGAGGCAAAAAUACAAAGGAAAGAAUUAGCUCAGUUUGUCCGAUCUAGCACAUACAGUAGAAGCAUUAAUUGUUUUGACAUUUUGCAUGUAAUGAUAUUCCCCUGUAACUGCUGAAGCAUAUCCAACACUGUGUGUAUGUGUGCGUACAUGCGUGUGUGCGUGUGUGUGUGUGUGUGUGUGUGUGUGUGUGUGUGUGUGUGUGUGUGUGUGUGUGUGCGCGCGCGCACGCGCAUAUAUGUGUGCAAUGACAAUUGAGUGAUCACUACAUUCAUGCCAUGUGCUGCCUGUAGUUGAAUGCUUAUUAUGAGCUUCCUAAGCCAAAGACGUUAGCAGGGAAAUUGUGUCUAGUUCACUGAACAAACUUGAAUUUUUAUCUCCACAGCAAGUCUGUAACGUUAACCAUGAAAGCCUGUGCUUUUCUAGUUGUAUGGCCUUUUUAGAUUUUUAAUUGCUGGAGUACGAAAGGCUCAUGGCAAUGGGCUGAAAUGUCUUGACCAAUUCUGAGAUCAGUAGUCUGAUUUUAUAUAUUUUUUAUUUUUUUGAAUUACAUUAUUCAUCCAGGUAUACUGAUUGCACUGCCCUUUCAUGUUUUUGUGAAAAGUAUGUAAUUAUAAUGUACAACGUACCUAAAUUAGUAAUUAGGUUGAAUCAUAUGUGUAGUGUAUACAGUAAAUGAUAAAGAUAUCACUUGUAUACUGAGAGAAAUCUUUUAAUAAAUGUCCUUGCUAAAAUGACUAAACUCAA
Alosa sapidissima (American shad) is the source of this 3729-nucleotide messenger RNA. RefSeq names its product ferric-chelate reductase 1b (gene frrs1b). The record is from RefSeq and is a predicted model, not a curated record. The transcript has 17 exons. Bases 161 to 2248 code for a protein of 695 amino acids. Gene Ontology annotation, molecular function: oxidoreductase activity, acting on metal ions. NCBI's taxonomy places the organism in Eukaryota, Metazoa, Chordata, Actinopteri, Clupeiformes, Clupeidae.